This is a messenger RNA of Linnemannia hyalina, 819 nucleotides long. The record is from the annotation of a GenBank genome assembly. Lineage: Eukaryota; Fungi; Mortierellomycota; Mortierellomycetes; Mortierellales; Mortierellaceae.
AUGACCACCGUUGCCGUGACCACUGCCCUCGCUCCCGCCAUGCCACCAGCGACUCCUAAAGCCCUCGGUCAAGCCCCCAUCGCUCUCGGAAACCCCCCCGAUCACCACGCGACCGUCAAGACCCUAAAGGAAAGCUGUGUCCACCCCUCCGUACCAACCCUUCUCUACAACAACGACUACGAGGACUCUCCAUUCAACGUUAUGUUAGAGCAGGCCUUCCGCAGGUCAAAUGGGUUCGGCAAGGACCUUUUGCGAAUGCUUGGAGAAGUCAUCAAGGGCAAGAUUCAAAAGGAAUUCGACGAACGAAUGGACAAUAAAAGCCAUAUCGAGGUCGGGCCGGUCGAUUACAACGCUUUGAGCAAAUACAUCACAAAUAAAGAAACCACCUACGGCAACUUUUCCAUCCCUCUGGAUCAAUAUGGCGGGCCUGACGGCGGGGAAACCCACGCUGGAGGGUUAAGUAUUGGCGGAUUGGUGGCGUUGGACAAUAAGUCAAGCAGGAUCACCUCGCUGUUCUUCAACAACGGUCAAAUCAACGUCGAAGGUCGCGGGGUUUUUGACGGCCAGGCCUAUACGGGUCAUUGGGGGUACAAGAACUGGGCUCCGUACUUGAAGGUCCUCGAGGGCACCUACCGUCUUGUUUCUAUCCAAGAGAAUCUGUUGAAUUUGAAGGCGCCCAACACCCUGCAUUCCCAGAUCGCCUGUCGAGACGCUGAAUUCAUUGCGGAAAUGGCCCAACAUCAUAGCGCUGGGACACCUGUGUGGAUCCAGGUGAUCAGUGUGUAUGGCCAGAGUAUGGUUAACAGCUACAUUAUCUGA